This is a messenger RNA of Haliotis rubra (blacklip abalone), 598 nucleotides long. Its product is annotated as UAP56-interacting factor-like. The record is from RefSeq and is a predicted model, not a curated record. Lineage: Eukaryota; Metazoa; Mollusca; Gastropoda; Lepetellida; Haliotidae. The transcript is spliced from 6 exons. Bases 74 to 598 code for a protein of 174 amino acids.
AGCGCCGUCUGCCGGACGUUGAUAAAACUUUCCUAAGUUUGGCAGUGAAAUUGAUAUCGCGGAUUACCCAAACAUGUCUACGAUAAACAAAGUGGACAUGUCACUUGAUGACAUCAUUAAGCUGAACAAGAAGCAGAAUCGUGGUGGUAGAGGUCGUGGCGGCCUGAAUCGGGGGUCCAGCCGAGGACGGGGAGGAGGAGGGGCAGGAGUGAGCAAGGUAAAACAGUUCCGCACCAACCUACAGAGAGGAGGAAUGAGAGGACGUGGUGGACGGGGGCGACUGCGGAGGCUGUCUGGAAUUAGUCCCCUCAAUAGAACACAGGAGCAAAGUUUGAAGAAUUCUACAAAUCCUAAGUCAACUAGAGGUGGCAAGUUCAACCAAGGUCAAGGUCGGCAGCAGCAACAACAGUCUUACAAGCAGCAGAGGCUGAAGGCCGUCUUAGCCCUGAAGAAAGCAAAGAACCAGCUUGCUCGAAUAGACGCGCACAGGCAGCUGGCAGACAGAAUCACGUCAACCAGCGCCGAGGGCUUCAGGCAACAUCAUCACAGCAGCAGCAGCAAUAUCAAAACACUAACGAGGCCGCGGGCCGGGAGGUAA